AUGGCGCCCACCGUCCCGAAUAUCAAGCUCAACAGCGGCUAUGAGAUGCCCCAGGUCGGGUUCGGCCUGUGGAAGGUCGACAACGAUCUUGCCGCUGACACUGUCUACAAUGCCAUCAAGGUCGGAUACCGUCUAUUUGACGGCGCAUGCGACUACGGCAACGAGAAAGAGUGCGGCGAUGGCAUCCGCCGGGCGCUGGCUGAGGGCAUCGUGAAGCGCGAGGAGCUGUUCAUCGUGUCCAAGCUGUGGAACACCUUCCACGACGGCGACAAGGUCGAGCCGAUCUGCAAGAAGCAGCUCGAGGACUGGGGCGUCGACUACUUCGACCUGUACAUUGUGCACUUCCCCGUGGCCCUGGCCUACGUCGACCCGUCGGUGCGCUACCCGCCCGGCUGGCACUACGACGGCGUGUCCGAGGUGCGCACCAGCAAGGCCUCGAUCCAGGAGACGUGGACGGCCAUGGAGGCCCUCGUCGGCAAGGGCCUCGCGCGCUCCAUCGGCGUGUCCAACUUCCAGGGCCAGCUCGUCUACGACCUGCUGCGCUACGCCAAGAUCCCGCCCGCCACGCUGCAGGUCGAGCACCACCCGUACCUGGUGCAGCCCGACCUCGUCAAGCUCGCCCAGAACGAGGGCAUCGCCGUCACCGCCUACAGCUCCUUCGGCCCGGCCUCCUUUGUCGACUUCGACAUGCAGCACGCCCUCGCCAUGGUGCCCCUGCUGCAGGAGCCCACCAUCAACAGCCUCGCCGCAAAGUACGGCAAGCCCCCCGCCCAGAUCCUGCUCCGCUGGUCCACCCAGCGCGGCCUCGCCGUCAUCCCCAAGACGCUGCGCGUCGAGCAGAUGCAGGAGAACAUCGGCUGCACGUCCUUCGACAUGGACCCCCUCGACGUCGACCUCAUCAGCGCCCUCGACAAGAAGACCCGCUUCAACCAGCCCAGCAACUACUUCCCCACCGAGAAGCUCUGGAUCUUUGGCUAA
This is a messenger RNA of Phaeoacremonium minimum UCRPA7, 978 nucleotides long. Its product is annotated as putative nad h-dependent d-xylose reductase protein. Gene Ontology annotation, biological process: D-xylose catabolic process. The record is from RefSeq and is a predicted model, not a curated record. The transcript has 3 exons. The coding region runs from base 1 to 978 and encodes 325 amino acids. Gene Ontology annotation, cellular component: cytosol. Gene Ontology annotation, molecular function: D-xylose reductase (NADPH) activity. Lineage: Eukaryota; Fungi; Ascomycota; Sordariomycetes; Togniniales; Togniniaceae.